AUCUUCUCCCUCUCUCUCUCUACCCCUGCUUUCAUCUUGCUCUCAUGUGGCCGCCGUGGGUAAAGGCCACCCCAUCCUCCACCGCCACCGGAGCUACCUGCCGUUCGCCCACCUUCUCCUCUCCCACUCUCAAGGACAUCCAGGCCCUCCUCCGCGACGACCCCCACCAACCUCUCGCCUGCCCUGCCCUCCGCCGCGUUAUUCACCGGGCCCGCCUCGCCUCCUCCGCCCUCCGCGCCCUCCGUUCCGCCUUCGCCUCCGCCGCCCCCUCCUCCGAUCCGCUCGACCGCCGCCGCCACGGUCUCGUCCUAUACUUCACCUCCCUCCGCAUCGUCCGCCGCACCUUCGAGGACUGCCGCGUCGUCCGCUCCAUCCUCCGCGGCCUACGCGUCGCCGUCGACGAGCGCGACCUUUCCAUGGACUCCCGCUUCCUGGCCGAACUCCAGGUCGCCCUCGGCUGCCGCCAGCCCACCCUCCCCAAGCUAUUCCUCGCCGGCCGCUGCCUUGGCGGCGCCGAUGAGAUCCGCCUCCUGCACGAGUCCGGCGAGCUCAAGGCUCUCGUCGACGGUAUCGCCUCUUUACCGCCUUCUGCCUCCGACUGCGAAGCUUGCAGUGGCGUGCGCUUCGUUCUCUGCGCCGCGUGCAGCGGUAGUCACAAGCGGUACAGCGAUAAGACCGGGGGCUUCCGGACCUGCGGCGAGUGCAACGAGAACGGGCUCGUCCGGUGCCCUGAUUGUUUCGCCGCAGCCCUCUGAUUGAGAUCGCUGGGGGCUGUCCGGCAGGAUAUUUUUUUUGACUCUUUUUCAUAUGUUUGUUAUGGGAGAGAAAUUGGAGAUGGAUGACGGUUGUAAAUUAAGUUGUGGGUUGAAACCGAAUGAAGACGAUUAAAAAGAUUCCAAA
Molecule: messenger RNA, 900 nt
Organism: Musa acuminata subsp. malaccensis (wild Malaysian banana)
Lineage: Eukaryota; Viridiplantae; Streptophyta; Magnoliopsida; Zingiberales; Musaceae
Source: RefSeq, a predicted model, not a curated record